GACAUAAUGGGUGGAGGCCUAGGGACAAUGCCUGUAGCGCUAUCAGUUAUCAACUUACUCAUGUGCCUGUCCAUUCUGUUUGGCAAUAGUCUCGUCAUAGCUGCCGUCGCCAAAUUUCAAUCAUUGCGCACUAAUAUGUACAUAUUCAUGUGUAACUUAGCAGUCGCUGAUAUCUUGGUGGGGAUCGCCAUCGGGAUCUUCACCAUUAGUAAUCUGGUCUUCAAGUUCAAAAUGUCGAACAUUGUCAUUUGCUUAGUUGUUCAUUUUCUAAUCGCUACAUCCAUCUACUGCACUCUCCUGAACAUUGCGUGCAUUGCAGUGGAUUGCUCGCUUGCGGUUAACCACCCUUUACGCUAUCAUCUCUACAUGACGCCACGCAACGUGACAAUUAUCAUUAGCGGUAUCUGGGCAUUUUCGAUAUUGACCGCCCUUUGCAUGUUCGCCGGUAGAACAGAGUGGAAAAUUGAGAUAUGUAAUUAUCAAGUGAUUUACAUGUGGGGGUACAAAAUUUAUGCCCUACUUUACAUGGCCUCAAUGUCCAUUAUUCAGGUCAUUCUGUACACUCAGUUAGUCAUCAUCUCUCAACGUCAGAUAAAAAGGAUUGCUGCCAUGGGGGGCCAGAAUCAAGCCAUUCCAGGGAAUAUAAAGACCAACAACAAGUCGAUCAAGAUGUUCGCGACCGUCGUUGGACUGUUUAUAAUGUGUUGGCUCCCAUUGAUAAUCGUAAUGGCAAUAUAUCUCAUCAAGCCCGAAGUCAGCCGUCGUACUGAGUUUGUUGUCACCUACGCCAUUGCCUGCUUGAGUAGCGCGCUCAACCCGAUGAUUUAUGCGUGCCGGAACACUCAGAUGCGACGAGCAUUCAAAAAGUUGCUGCACCUCAGGAACAAUUCGAUUGUCCCGGAGGAAGGAGCGAAUGAUAACUCUUGGACAAGAACUUGA
Molecule: messenger RNA, 939 nt
Organism: Lineus longissimus
Lineage: Eukaryota; Metazoa; Nemertea; Pilidiophora; Heteronemertea; Lineidae
Product: octopamine receptor Oamb-like
Exons: 1
Coding region: 7-939 (310 amino acids)
Biological process (GO): G protein-coupled receptor signaling pathway
Cellular component (GO): membrane
Molecular function (GO): trace-amine receptor activity
Source: RefSeq, a predicted model, not a curated record